AUAACUUUUACAUAUUGGCUAGUUUAAAAGAUUAAAAUGGCUUCUGGGCACCCCAAACCACGUAUGUUCACUGGAACAGUGACGAAAAUGCAUGAAAAUUUUGGAUUUAUUGACGAUGAUGUUUUCUUUCAAUUGGCAGUUUGUGAUGGAAAAAUUCCCAACAUUGGAGAUCGUGUUGUUGUGGAAGCCCAGUACAAUCCUAAUAUGCCAUUUGAAUGGAAUGCAUCUCGUGUUCAAUUUGUAGCACAUCAGCAACAAUCAGGAAUUGUACAAAUGCAGGGAAGCCACUACAAUGCCAAUCGAUCUCAGUUUCCUCAAGGAUUGAAGUUUGUAUCAGGACAUGGCGGUGUUGGAUUACUUGGUGCUGCCCCGAUCAAUGUAAUAAACCAACAACAACCAAGGAUUCCUCAACCUCGUCGUCAGCAAGGAGGAAAGAAACGAAAUGCUCAAAGGUCAGCUGCUGUGGAUCAUUCUUCCUCACCACGUCGUAAAAGUCGAGAAAAGGACCAAUACAAAAAGCGGAGAACAAGAACUCCACCAAAGAAACAAUCCCCUGGAAAUCGUCGUGGUGUAUCUGCUGAUAAGAUGCCUAGACGUCCUGCUCCUCGAUAUAUGAUUCAAUAUGCAAAACGACAACUCACAAGAAAAUCUUCUGAUGUUAUGAGUCUGAAACAAGCUUUUUCAAGUUUGUAUAUUCCAAGUGAUGUCUUCUCUGUUGGAUACAACUGGCAUAAGAGUUUUACUUUGGAACAACCAUUAUCUGCUAGAAAAUGUUAUUUUCAUAUUUUGCACAAGGAUGUUGAGACUUUGGAAAAACUCGAUUCUAAGGCAAUGAGCCCCUCAGAUGCUGAUCAUACCUGGUCGGCAAAGGUGAUGUUGCUUCAAAUUCCGAACAAAGAGGAAAUUUAUAAUCAAUGUUGUAAAUUUGCUGAAGAUGAUUCAGAUACUUUUCUUCAUCAAUCUCGCUUAUUUAAGUUUCUUGUUGGGUGUAAAGGAAAAAAGGAGCAGAUGGCGAUCGGUGGCCCCUGGUCACCAUCAUUGGAUGGACUUUAUCCGGGUACUGAUCCUGGGACUCUCAUUCGUACAGCUAUUCGUACAUGCAAAAAUCUUACUGGAAUUGAUUUGAGCAAUUGUACCCAGUGGCGUCGUAUGCUGGAAAUCCAGUAUCAUCGCGGUGCUGAGGUUCAUAAGGGCCACACGAUUCCAGCCAGAGUGGAAACAACAGUUAUAUUUCUUCCCGAUGUCCACUCUUGUAUGCUGUCAUCUAUUGAGUACAAUUCGCUACGUACCAGCUACAUUGAUAAGUGUGAGGCCGUUAUCAAGGCCAAACAGGAAGCUGCAGAGAAUAGUGCCGCAGAUAAACUUGCUUCUGAGAACGUUGAGGAGAAACAAGACCCAGAUGCUGAUGCUAAGAAUGAUGUACCCAGUGAUCAGAAGGAGACUGUAAAAUCUGCUACUGACGUAGAUGAGGUUAUGUCAAACCCGGAAAAUGAAGUUUAUACUACAUUGGAUGAGAGUACUGAUGCAGUCGAGUCUACUGAAAAGGAAACAAAUGAAAACGACCCAGGAAAAACUCUCGAUUCAAAACUUGAUAUUAAAAGUUUGAAAGUUCCCACUCUGAGAAAAGAACUAGAGGCAAGAGGACUGUCACCCCGGGGAUUGAAGAAUGCAUUAAUACAAAGAUUAACUGAUGCUGUAGAGGCAGAAGAAAAGUCUGCAUCGGAGUCCAAAGAUGUUGAAAUGAAAGAAGAAAAUGUGAAAAAUGGAGAAAAUCCAGAAAAAUUAGUAAAAGAGGAAUCCAUGCAGGAGGAUGAGAAGGCACCAACAGUCGAAAAGGUAAAACAAGAGAAGAUGGAGGAGGAGGUAGAAAUGAAACAAGAGGAAACAAAAGAAGAAGAAUCUACCAAACAAGAAAAAACUGACGAAAAGACAGAAGACAAAGACAAUACUGAUAAACCAAUACUGAAACCAAUAAAGAUUGAUGUCGAUAGAAUCAAGCGACAUUACACUCUACCUGAAAAUAAUCCUGGUAUUCCAGUUCAUCCAAAUGCUCAGUUUAAGAAAGGAAAUUUUGACUGUUCAACAACUUCUUUGUCUAGUUUGCUUGCGUACCGCAUUGAAGAUAACAAAGAAAGCAUUUUCGAGGUCUCUGUUUUUGCUGAAGCAUUUUACGAGAUGUUACAACGACAACAUGCAUUCAAUAUAUAUACUGCUCUAUCCAACCCACUUCCUGAGUUGAAAGUUGAAGAAGAAGAAAAAACUGAGGAAAAUGAGGAUAAAAAAGAAACACAAAAUGAUGAGGAAGAUAGUGAGCCAAAAGCAAAGAAAAGCAAGAGUGAAUCUGAAGAUACUGAAGAAAAGAAUAAUGAAAAAGGCGAAACAGUUGACAAAUCAGAAGAAGAGAAUUUGAAAAAGGAAAAACUGGACGAUGAUAAAAAAUCUGAUCGUAAGCGUUCACAUUCUCAAGAUAGCAAAAGUAGCAAGAAAACUGACAAAUCUUCCAGAGAAAAAGAAGGAAAAGUUCCACAAAAGCCUGCUGAAAAACUUGUGACACUGCGUAAAGAUUUAUUGUUGUCGUUUGUAUUCUUUGACCAAACACAAUGUGGAUAUAUUAAAGCAAGUGACAUGAAUGACAUCAUUCACUCCAUUGGACUUGGCCUUUCUCGUUCUCAGAUUUCCAAAUUGUUGGCUAAAUAUAUAGAACGAGAUCAGAUCCAAUACAGAAAGCUGAUAGACUUUCCAGAAUCAAAGUUAGAACAAUACAAAGAAUUAUUGGAAAAUGCUGAGAAGGUUGAUAUCGCCACACUAGCUAAUGGAAACAAAAAGCUGCUGCCUAGUACAUCUGUAUGCAAUGGUGAUAGGAAACAUUCAAUGCCUGCCGAAAGCAAUGGAAUUGUGGUUUUCGAUGGAACUGUCAUUGAUAUUAAAUCAUUACAACGGAAAUUAUCAUCUAGUGAAGAAGAUCGUGCAGAUUUAGAAAUUUCUUUGGAAAAGUUGAAGAAGGAUCUUGAUGAUACUAACAAAAUUUUGACAAAAACGCAAGAUGAGAAGAAAAUACUACAUGAUAACUAUGAGUCCACUAAGAAAAGAUUGAGCGAGACAGAGGAAGGUUUGAAGUCCACUCAAGACGUCAAAGAGAAAUUUGAGAAAACACUAAAGAGCAUAGCGUUUAGUGUUGAGACUGUAUUGCCAGAAAAAAUACAACCAAGCAAAGAUUGAUUCCUAGAAAUGCAGGGAAUAUUGUUGAUUGGUGAGUUGUAGAUACUAGCUUUGCAAUGCAUUCUACACCCUGGUCGACUUAUAUGGAAUGUGGUAGCUGAAGAGCUUAAGAUACCUGGGGUCUGGCAAUGAUUUUUUAUGGACUAUUUUGCCGUGAUUUCAUGCAAGCUGUAAAUAAAGCUAUUUGCUUAUUUCAAAUAUGCGUGAUCUUUCUUCUGUGAA
This is a messenger RNA of Styela clava, 3441 nucleotides long. The record is from RefSeq and is a predicted model, not a curated record. NCBI's taxonomy places the organism in Eukaryota, Metazoa, Chordata, Ascidiacea, Stolidobranchia, Styelidae.